CUUGUGAAGAUAUCAAGCGGUCAAGUAUUGAUGAAGCACUAGCUGCAAUAGUCUGCAACGUUAUAAAACCUCAUUCCGGAUGGGAUACCGUUUGUUGUGGGAAGAGGGUGUCUUCGCAGUUGCGAGCAUUUAGUGGAAUGUCUUCUCUACGUAGUUCGAGCUGCAAUAGAGAAAAACAAUAUUGAAAACAAAACUGUAGAAAAUUGCGUGUGUAUAUUUCGUAAUAUUUCGUAUAGAUGUCAGGAAGUGGAACAGCCAACUACGAUAAGCAUCCCUUCAUUACGCAAGAUAGGGCUAUCCCAUCUUCAUCAAAGGGAGAAAAUUUAGGAUGCUUUGGAACAAGUAAAAAAAAGAAGGAAGUGUCUGCUACUGAAGCUCUUCAGGACUCUAGCAUAUCCACAGAGUAUUCUAAAAGUUCAGUAACUAAGAGCCAGAUGAAUAAGGGCUACGAACAAUUAUGGCAACCGGAAGUAGUUCAAUAUUACUUAUCAUUAUUACAAAGUUGUUCUAAUCCAGAAAUACUUGAAGCUGCGGCAGGAGCAAUUCAAAAUUCAUCUGCAUGUUAUUGGCAACCCAGCAUUGAUAUUCGUGCAACAGUGCGUAAAGAAAAAGGUCUACCUAUUCUAGUAGAGCUCCUUCGGAUGGAAGUGGAUCGCGUAGUCUGUGCAGCUGCUACUGCCCUACGCAAUCUAGCUAUUGAUCAGCGAAAUAAAGAACUAAUUGGAAAGUAUGCUAUGCGCGAUUUAGUUCAAAAACUUCCAUCUGGAAAUGUACAGCAUGACCAAAACACAUCGGAUGAUACAAUAACAGCUGUAUUGGCUACAAUUAAUGAGGUCAUAAAAAAGAAUCCAGAAUUUUCUCGUUCACUUUUAGUGCUAGUUUGCUAGUCAAGUUUUGUAUACGAUGUGGCAACAUCACGAACUGCGAGACGUCUACAAAAAAAACGGU
Drosophila miranda is the source of this 948-nucleotide messenger RNA. Its product is annotated as catenin delta-2-like. Bases 237 to 887 code for a protein of 216 amino acids. The transcript is spliced from 2 exons. Gene Ontology annotation, molecular function: cadherin binding. Gene Ontology annotation, biological process: cell-cell adhesion; cell-cell junction assembly. The record is from RefSeq and is a predicted model, not a curated record. Gene Ontology annotation, cellular component: plasma membrane; adherens junction; nucleus. Lineage: Eukaryota; Metazoa; Arthropoda; Insecta; Diptera; Drosophilidae.